Mustela erminea (ermine) is the source of this 2875-nucleotide messenger RNA. It is a transcript of the gene E2F1, whose product is annotated as E2F transcription factor 1. Gene Ontology annotation, biological process: G1/S transition of mitotic cell cycle; regulation of transcription by RNA polymerase II. Lineage: Eukaryota; Metazoa; Chordata; Mammalia; Carnivora; Mustelidae. The transcript has 8 exons. Gene Ontology annotation, molecular function: DNA-binding transcription factor activity, RNA polymerase II-specific; RNA polymerase II cis-regulatory region sequence-specific DNA binding; protein dimerization activity. Gene Ontology annotation, cellular component: Rb-E2F complex. The record is from RefSeq and is a predicted model, not a curated record. Bases 156 to 1514 code for a protein of 452 amino acids.
CGCGGCAAAAAGGAUUUGGCGCGUAAAAGUGGCCGGGACUUUGCAGGCAGCGGCGGCCGGGGGCGGAGCGGGAUCGAGCCCUCGCCGCGGCCUGCCGCCAUGGGCCCGCGCCGCCGCCGCCGCCUGCCACCCGGGCCGCGCGGGCCGUGAGCGCCAUGGCCGUGGCCGGGGCCCCCGCAGGCGGCCCAUGCGCGCCGGCGCUGGAGGCCCUGCUCGGGGCCGGCGCGCUGCGGCUGCUCGACUCCUCGCAGAUCGUCAUCAUCUCCACCGCGCAGGACGCCAGCGCCCCGCCGGCCCCCGCCGCGCCAGCUGCCGGCCCCCGCGACCCCGACCUGCUGCUCUUCGCCACGCCGCAGGCGCCCCGGCCCACACCCAGCGCGCCGCGCCCUGCGCUCGGCCGCCCGCCGGUAAAGCGGAGGUUGGACCUGGAAACAGACCAUCAGUACCUGGCUGAGAGCAGCGGGCCGGCCCGGGGCAGAGGUCGCCACCCAGGAAAAGGUGUGAAAUCCCCAGGGGAGAAGUCACGGUAUGAGACCUCGCUGAAUCUGACCACAAAGCGCUUCCUGGAGCUGCUGAGCCGCUCAGCUGAUGGCGUUGUUGAUCUGAACUGGGCAGCCGAGGUGCUGAAGGUGCAGAAACGGCGCAUCUAUGACAUCACCAAUGUCCUCGAGGGCAUCCAGCUCAUUGCCAAGAAGUCCAAGAACCACAUCCAGUGGCUAGGCAGCCACGCAGCAGUGGGGAUCGGCGGGCGGCUGGAAGGCCUGACCCAGGACCUGCGGCAGCUCCAGGAGAGCGAGCGACAGCUGGACCACCUGAUCCAUCUCUGCACCACCCAACUGAGGCUGCUCUCUGAGGAUGCCGACAGCCAGCGCCUGGCCUACGUGACCUGCCAGGACCUUCGUAGUAUUGCAGACCCUGCAGAGCAGAUGGUCAUGGUGAUCAAGGCCCCUCCCGAGACCCAGCUCCAAGCCGUAGACUCCUCAGAGACCUUUCAGAUCUCCCUUAAGAGCAAACAAGGCCCCAUUGACGUUUUCCUGUGCCCUGAGGAGAGUGCAGGCGGGAUCAGCCCUGGGAAGACCCCAUCCCAGGGGACAGCUUCUGGGGAGGAGGACAGGGCAGUUGACCCUGCCACCACAGUGCCACCGCCAUCAUCUCCCCCCUCGUCCCCUGCUGCGGAUCCCAGCCAGUCCCUGCUCAGCCUGGAGCAAGAGCCUCUGCUUUCCCGGAUGGGCGGCCCGCGGGCCCCUGUGGACGAGGACCGCCUGUCCCCGCUGGUGGCGGCCGACUCGCUCCUGGAACAUGUGCGGGAGGACUUCUCCGGCCUCCUCCCUGAGGAGUUCAUCAGCCUGUCCCCCCCCCAUGAGGCCCUCGACUACCACUUUGGCCUUGAGGAGGGGGCCCCACGAGGCCCAGGGUGGCCACCUGCCCCCAGAAACCUGCGUGCUGACCAGGCCAGGUGGCGAGGCCUUGGCUUGCUUGUUUGCAGGACAGCGAGAGCACUUCUGUCGUCUUAAAGGUUUUUCUGAUUGAAGCUUUAAUGGAGCGUUAUUUAUUUAUCAAGGCCUCUUUGGCAAGCUUGGGGCACCAGCAAAGGGUAGGAGGGAUGUGGGACCGAUGCCCCAACCCCUUAUACCCCUGAGCGGGGCAGGGGUCCCUGAGCUGUUCUUUGCCCUACUCCGAAGGAGCUGAGGCCCGAGCGGUUUAUUUAUUGGGAAAGUGAGGGAGGGAGACAGACUGACUGACUGACAGCCAUGGGUGGAUCAAGGGGGUGGUCCCUCCCCAGGGGGUCACUGCAGGGCCCCAACUUCCCCCCAGGAUGGAUGUGAGAUGGGAAAGGUGAGUGGGGGACCUUCACUGACAGGGUGGGCAGAAGCGGUGGGUGAAGGGUGCCACUAGCCCAGACCACGGGGCCCCUCUGCCCCACUUGUUGCUCUGCCCCCUCCUCCAAUCUGCACUUUGAUUUGCCUUCCUAACCGCUCUGUUCCCUCCUGCUUUGGUUUUAAUAAAUAUUUUGAUGGUGUUUGGGCUGGGUUUUGGGACUAUGUGCUGGGAGCAGACCUGGGGGUGGGAGAGGUCUGGAUUGCUGGGGAAAUGCCCCUUGUCUUCUUCCCCUCUCCCAGCCCCUGCUUGGUGUCAUUUAAUUUGAGCUUCGUAGCCACAAGAAAGGCUUCCUCACUAUUUUUGUCCUAACUUAAAAACUGAUUCAGUGAAGUAGUAAGUGAACUCCUCUCCUCUCCCAAAGUGGCCAGAGAGGCCACUCUGAAUGCUGUGUUCUUCCAGAUGUUUCUGGGCAUUUGUAAACCUGCAACAAACAAUUACAACAGGAUGAUUCUGUGUCAGGUUCUUUUAGGUUCUGAGUACACAUGUCCUCUCCUGGGGCUCUCAGCCUCAGCCGGAGGAGACUUAUUAGACAAAUGAGUAAAUCAGAGGGCUUCCUCUAAGGGGUGGUGCUUGAGCUGAGAGCUGUGGGAUAGAGUUAAUGGAGGAGGAAAAUAUGAACACACCUAGCAGGGCAGUGCGGGCAAAGGCCCUGGGGCAGGAGGGAGCAGAGCACAGAGGACCUGAGAGAAGCCUGUUUGGAGCCCUGGGGUGAGUCCUGGGGCCAGAGUGGAGAGAGUUUCAGACUCACUGGUGAGUCUGAGAUAUCAGUGACAUAUCCUGUUUUUUAUUUUGAAAGUUCCCGUUGGGGGCUGUGUGGAAGAUGAAUUGAAGAAGGGCCAGGAUGGCAGAGGGGAGGGGAAAGAGGGCUGAACUGAGUUUGAAAGCAGAGGGGAAGGGUUGGGAGCCAGUCCACACUGACCUGUUCAGCCCCUCGGUGAGCUUUCUCUGAGCCAGUUCCUAUUUUAAGCCCUUUACAGUCAGUAGGUGAGUCCCC